This is a messenger RNA of Phascolarctos cinereus (koala), 2332 nucleotides long. RefSeq names its product ring finger protein 39 (gene RNF39). NCBI's taxonomy places the organism in Eukaryota, Metazoa, Chordata, Mammalia, Diprotodontia, Phascolarctidae. The record is from RefSeq and is a predicted model, not a curated record. Gene Ontology annotation, molecular function: protein binding.
UGGGGGGCAUCAAAGAGGUCCAGAGUUACUUGGCUGUGCUUUAGCUCCAUAGUGCCCCCUAGUGUCUUUCCUCUUUUGCCCUGGGGACCCAGGUGUCCUAUCCUCUCCUCCCCCUUCCCCUUGGGAAGCAGGAGAACCAGAUGGGCUAUUGCGCAAGGUCUCUGCCUGCUGUUUACCUCCCGCCGGGGCCUCCUCCCUCUCUAUAAAGUCUGUGCGGCGCGGGGGAGACGCGGAGAGACAGAAACUGAGGCUGUCGAAGAGAGGAAGACGGAUCAAAAGAGAUCCAGAACGGAGGGAAAGAGAAGCCCAGAAGUUAAGGGGGCAGAGGAGGAGAAAUAGAUUUCGUAUUGCGGUGGGGUGGGGAGAAAGAGAUAGAGUAAGGGAACCCACUGUGGGGGUCGAAAGAGCAUCAGGUGGACCCUUGCCACAUCUCCCCAUGGAGGUUUCGGAGUUGGGUCCCGGUCUGGUGGAGCGUUUGGAACAACUGUCGACUUGUCCGCUGUGUGGGGGCCCCUUCCAGGACCCCGUGCUUCUAGCAUGCGAGCACAGUUUCUGUCGCGCGUGCCUGGCCCGCCGCUGGGGCGCCCCUCCAGGGCCCGGUGACACUGACACGGCGCCUCCCACGGUUUGCCCCUGCUGCAGUCUCCCGUGCCCUCGCCGCAGCCUGCGGUCGAACGUGCGCCUGGCAGUGGAGGUGCGGAUCAGUCGCGGGCUGCGGGAGAAGCUGGCAGAGCCCGGGGCUCGGACCGGGAGGCGCCGUGGGGGACGCAUCCCUACCAUGGGCUGUCAGGAUCCGCACGGAGAGGAUGUGAGGAAGACGUGGAGAAGACUUGAUGCCACAAAGCCCAAACCAGAGGAAUCAGAUGAGGACAUCCCAGAAGAUUAUCCUGUGGUCAAAAACAUGCUCCACAGACUCACAGCGGACUUGACUCUGGACCCUAGCACUGCACACCGUCGCCUCCUUGUGUCCCCGGAUGGUCGAAGCGUCUGUCUAGCCCCACCUGGGACACCCGUACCACCAGAUGGACCAGCCCGCUUCGACCAGCUCCCUGCUGUGCUGGGCGCGCAAGGCUUCAGAGCUGGACGGCAUUGCUGGGAAGUGGAGACAGCUGGCGGAACCUCUUCCGGGGAGUCCUCGGGUGAAGAAGACGACAGAGAGAGCCGCUACGCCGUCGGUGCGGCUGGAGAAUCUGUGAGGCGCAAAGGCCGCGUGGGGUUGUGUCCCGCGGGGGCCGUGUGGGCUGUGGAAGGCCGUGGGGGCAGGUUAUGGGCACUGACAGCCCCAGAGCCUACGCCCUUGGGGGGCGGAAGACCCCCGCCAAGGAGAAUUCGCGUAGACUUGGACUGGGAAAGGGGCCGAGUGGCUUUCUAUGACGGCCGUUCCCUUGACCUGCUUUUCGCCUUCCAGGCAUCCGGGUCCCUCGGGGAGCGUGUCUUUCCGUUGCUCUGCACCCGGGACCCGCGGACCCCACUCCGCAUAGUACCAGCUGACGGCUGAGCCCCCCACCCUGCACUUUUACUAAGGGAUUCCGCGCUCCUCAGUAACCACUUGGAGACUCCAGCUCACCUGGAUUCGCGUUGCCUACUCCCAAGAAGUUCCUAACUCCCUCCCGGCCAAUUUCAGAUCAAGUCUGUAUAGCUGGAUUUGGAAAUCUGAGAUCCAUUUCCCCCCAAAUCUCAAAGCUUCCUUAGAAUUCUAAUAUGCUAUAUUUCUACGAGUGAAGUACUUUCUAAAUAAACCUACAAACCCACUCUCUUCCUACAUCCCCUAGACCACUCUAACUCCACCCACAACUUCCACAAUCGGGAACGUUCCUGUACUUAUCUUGCCUCCUCCUAAGCCCCGCCCAGCCGGGGAAACCCGCCUUCUCAGCAGGUCCCCAGGACUUUUCACUCUUCUAUUCCUUUUCCUAGAAAGUAUAAAAGGUACUGUUUUUUCCCAAUUGUUUUCAAGACCCUUUUCCUGAGGUCGGUUAUUACUUGCCGCCGCCUUCUGAUGAGUAAUUUGUACCCUGCAGCAACCUAUAAGGUCUACCAUCCAAGUUUCUCUGACCUUACCCAUUUGAGGAUAAAGCUCUUUUACUCACAGCCUCCCUUUUCUCUGAGGUCUGGCUUGAUGCCAUGCAAGCCCUCUCCUACAUUCUUCCCACUUCCCAUUCAGGAUGAGGUGCAUGGUACUACCUCUCCCCACUUUGGGGGUUCUGGGCACAGCCCAAACUAACCCUCUUGUAAAUACUCCCUUUACUAUAUAAUUGGCCCCAUAUUUAACACAUUCUGUGAUGUUGGGUUAUUUAUUUUGAGAACCUGUAGCAAUAAAUGAAAUCUCAGUGAA